UUAAAAAAAAAUUAUUCAAACAAAAUGAGUAUGUAUAGUUGGGGCUGCAAUGCUUAUAACCAACUAGGUUUCAAAAAUUUGCAAGAAAAAGAUGAAAAUGAACCCAUUGAUAAUACUUUUCCAACUCCGAUUUUGGUUAAUACCUCGUUUUGCAUUGAAAAAAUAAUAUGUGGCUGGAAUCAUACUUUGUUUCUAUCAGGGGGAUUAGUUUAUGCUAGUGGUUUGAACUAUGAUGGAGAGCUAGGCAUAUCUAAUGAAAACACAGAAGUUCCAGAGCGAAUUACCUGUCUUGCAACUAUUAUAACAGGAAGUUGUGGUGAUGGUUUUAGUAUUUUGUUGAAUGAGAGGGGUCAGGUUUACAGUUUUGGGAAAAAUCAUAAUGGCCAGCUUGGCCAAUCACAUGAAAUUCAAGUUUCUUCUGUUCCAAGAGUUAUUGGAGAAUUGCCUAUAAUAAGACAAGUGUCUUGUGGAAAGCAACACACAUUGGCAUUGUCUGCAGAUGGACAUGUGUUUAGUUGGGGUAGCAAUGAGUUUGGACAAGUUGGUAUCAAUUCAAAAUUUCAUAAAUAUGUUUCACCUCAGUUAGUAAGAGAUUUAUCUAAUUGCCCAAUAAUACAAAUCUGUGCUGGAGGUCAUCACAGUCUAGCUUUAACUAUUUCUGGUACAAUAUUUGCUUGGGGAAAAAACAGCUUUGGCCAACUUGGUUUAGGAGAUCAGCAAGAUAGAUUGUUUCCUACAAAAAUACAGUCAAUGAAUGGAAAACAUGUGCGUUAUAUUUCUUGUGGAGAAGAACACUCUGUUUUAUUGACAUCUGCUGGUCGGGUUUAUACUUUUGGUUGUGGUUCAUCAGGGCAGUUAGGGCAUAAUGAGUUUGAAGAUCAGUUCAUUCCAAAAAUGGUUGUUGAUCUGAUGGGAACACCAGUUACACAGAUUGCUUGUGGUCGCAAGCAUACACUUGCUCAUGUCAUGAAAGGAAAUAAGCUAUAUUCAUUUGGUUUAAAUGUCAAAGGUCAGUUAGGUAUUGGCUCCUACGAAAAAGCAAGAAUUCCUAUGUUGACAACUUGGUCACAAGACUCUUUUGAGCAUAACAUUGUACAAAUAAAUAAAAAAGAAAAUAUAAAUUGUUACUUUGAAGAAGAUUUUAAAGAAUAUGUGACAGACUUUCAGACUUAUAUAAAAGACUUAAAUAAAGAUGGUAAGUUAAUUAAGGAAAUAUUCUCUGGUGGUCUUCAGUCAUUUGCACUAGUAGAAACUGUUCAGAGUAAUAAACUUCCAGUAUGUCAUAGUUUGAUAAAACAAGAAGCAUUGGUAUUUUUAAAUCAAAGAAUUACAGAUGAUAUCAUGAGAGAUAUUAAAGAGGAAGCAAAAAAUAGUGAGCUUUUAAAGAGACAUCUUGAAAAUCUUGUUAUCAUCUUUUCAAGUCAAGCAUGUCUAAAUGCAUCAUUUUUAAAGAGAGAAAUCCAUGAAAAUACAUCAGCUAAGCAACACGGUUUGCAAUUGCUUUUAAUACGAUCAGCACUUAACAAACUAUGUUCUGUUAAUUCUGUGAACAAAGCUAUUAUUCAAGCAGUGACCACAAAACUUAUUCGUUCAUUAUUUUCAUCGCCAAAAGAUAUUGAGGCUAUGAGAGUUUUUUUAAUAAUUCCAGAGUUGCCCUUUUUUUUUAAUCCUGAAGAGAUUUUGACAGUUUUAGUUCCGUUUGCAGAUGCAAUGCUUUCUAUGCAAAAAUGUUCACAGUCUAUAUUAGUGGAGUGGUGGUCAUCACUUCCUGCUUCAUUUUUUGAGAGGCUUGUACAGUCUUUCAAGAAAUCAGUAGUAGAACUAUUAGAUCAUAAAUUGCCACCUACUGCAAACCAGACGGUUUUUAUGCUGCAUGCAGCAAUAAAAAGUUGUAUGAUGGUUUUAGAGAGGUUGAACCAGAUAAAUGAAGCUGAAAAUAAGAUUCCUUUCAAUGCAUUUUACAUUGAAGAUCUAACUGCUAAAAUACCUAUAAAAGACGACUUUCUGAACUGGCUACAAUAUCCUAAUGUUUUUGCAUUUUGCCAAUACCCAUUUAUAUUAGACAUCAAGAUAAAAGUUGAUCUUCUUAUGAUAGAGUCAGAGUUUCAAAGAAAUGCAGCUAUCGCUCAAACUUUGUUUUGUGCUGAAUCUAGUUUACUAAAUCCUAUUCUUAUAUUGGAUAUCAGAAGAUCACAUAUUGUAGAAGAUACCCUAAGUCAGAUACUAUCUUUAUCAACAAUCAAAUUAAAAAAACCUUUAAAGGUUCGGUUCCGUGGUGAGGAAGCAGAAGAUGCAGGUGGUGUUAAAAAAGAGUUUUUUUUGCUUCUUAUGAAAGAAAUCCUUGAUCCAAAAUAUGGAAUGUUUGAUUUCUACACAGAGUCUCAAGUGGUUUGGUUUAAACGUAAGUCAUUUGAAGAUGCAGACAUGUACAUGUUUGUUGGUAUGAUAUGUGGCUUGGCUAUCUACAAUUCCACAAUGAUUGAUUUUCCAUUUCCCCUCUGUCUUUAUAAAAAGCUUCUUAAAAAAAAAAUCAACUUAGAUGACUUUCGUGGUAUUCAACAUGAGGUUGCUAAAAAUCUUCAAUAUUUACUUGAUUAUGAUGGCGAUGAUUUUAAGGAUGUCUUUGAAAUGAAUUUUCAGAUUAUUGAAGAAUCAUUUGGGGAGUUAAUAAAAGUCAACUUGGUUCCCCACGGUGAAUCUAUUCCAAUAACAAUUGAUAACAGGGAGAUGUAUGUAAAUGCUUAUAUUGACUACAUGAUAAACACUUCAGUAGAAAAGCAGUAUCAAGCGUUUGCUGAAGGUUUCUUUAAAGUUUGUCGCAGUAAUGUGCUUAAUUUUUUUCAUCCUCAAGAGCUAAUGAAUAUGAUGGUUGGUUGUCAAGACUACGAUUGUAACGAACUGGAACGGGUAGCAGAAUAUAAAGGGGAGUAUUACAGACAACACCCGGUUAUAGAAAAUUUCUGGAAAGUGUUUUAUGAAUUUUCUCGGGAUAAAAAAAAGAAGUUUCUUGCUUUUCUAACAGGAAGUGACAAAGUAUCUAUAUUUGGUAUCAGAAAUAUGAAAUUUGUCAUACAGUCAGUUGCUGGUGGUGAUAAAGGAGACCAUUUGCCAGUUGCCCACACCUGCUUUAAUUUGCUUGACUUACCUAAAUAUCCAACUUACGAAAUAAUGAAGGAAAAACUAAACCAAGCUGUUGAAAACUAUGAAGGCUUCGGCCUCGUUUAACCAAGCUAUUAAAAAUUAAAUUAGCCAAGUUGUUGAAAUAUUUCUUGUUUAAAUGUAUGAUAAAAAGAUGAAUGAAAUAAAAUAGUUUUAUUAAAAUGAAAUAAAAAGUUUUUUUUAAGAAUUAGGGUUUAUGAUUUU
Molecule: messenger RNA, 3363 nt
Organism: Hydra vulgaris (swiftwater hydra)
Lineage: Eukaryota; Metazoa; Cnidaria; Hydrozoa; Anthoathecata; Hydridae
Product: probable E3 ubiquitin-protein ligase HERC3
Molecular function (GO): ubiquitin-protein transferase activity
Source: RefSeq, a predicted model, not a curated record